This is a messenger RNA of Entelurus aequoreus (snake pipefish), 2356 nucleotides long. Its product is annotated as dynein axonemal heavy chain 12-like. Gene Ontology annotation, cellular component: cytoplasm. Gene Ontology annotation, biological process: intracellular signal transduction. NCBI's taxonomy places the organism in Eukaryota, Metazoa, Chordata, Actinopteri, Syngnathiformes, Syngnathidae. The transcript has 13 exons. Gene Ontology annotation, molecular function: protein binding. The record is from RefSeq and is a predicted model, not a curated record.
GAGUGAUUCUUAGACUUAAGAACGUUGAUAAAUAGCUUUUAUUCUUAAGUUUGAGAGUAGGAUUAAAUUGUAAAAUGGCACUCUAAGACGCUUGAUAAAUACGGCCCCUGGUCUGCUCCCGGUGUAUUGAUGUAUUUAUUAUGGACGUGUGUUAGCGAUUGCUCAUAAACAAACGGAAAAGGGCAAGAAAUAUGAAAUUGUAAAUAUGUGAUAUAAUGAAAUGAUUACUAAAGCAAACAUUAAGUCCAUUCCCACGACUCCUCUAAAUCUCAGGAAUGCAGUUGUCUUAAGUGCAUUAUAUUUUGACGUCACCCCACUAAAAGAGGCAUUGUAACAUAUUUUUAAAGGUGUGACGGGGAGUUGACCUGUCCGCAAUGUGACUAGUCACUGCUUUCUCCUCUAAAUAUAGUAACAGCUGCGGGACGUCAACACCAGCAAAGUGCUGCAGCUCAAGUGGUAGGAGUCCACUUUUGUGUUGCUGUAAACAACAACAAUAAUAUUAGUUAGAAGUCUUUUCAUCUGCAAGGACAGCAGCAGACGGCAAGGAGCAAGUGAAAGCAUGGAGUUUACGGCCUUGGUGAUGGCGGAGGAUGAAGAGGAGGAUGAAGACGUGCAGUAUGUGAUCGAGCAGAGUCUGCAGGACAGCAACAAACACACGCAGGAAGGCUUCAACAACACCAGGAGGUCAGGCAUCUCUUCCAGCGCUCAGUGUGCAGACAGUGUUGCUAUUUUCACUGCUAUAAGGCAAGGCCGAGAGAAGCUUGUGGAAGAUCUGUGUGGUAAGAGGAGGAACUCUUUUCUCCAGACGGACAGCAGAGGAUGGACGCCUCUCCAUGAAGCAUCCACACAGAGCAACCUAACCAUCCUGGAGCUCACUUAUGGAGUUUCAGGCGAGGAGUCAAUGGAGUAUCAGACCCAGUCUGGGGACACGGCCCUCUUACUGGCGGUGGAAGGAGGACUAGUGGACAAUGUCUCCUUCCUACUGGACCGCGGGGCUCGGCCCGACACGCAGAACCAGGACCAGGACUCCCCGCUGCUUUUAGCGAUCCGGUCCGGCCGUGUCCACCUGGUGAAGUUGCUGCUCCAGAGGGGAGCCUCCGUCAACCAGGAGGGUCUCCACAGACGGCGGCCGCUCCACGAGGCCUCUCGGCUGGGCAGAGUCGAGCUGGUCAGCCUGCUGCUGGAGGCCAAGGCGCUGCUGGACGCCCGCAGCCGCUUUGGCCUCACACCGCUGGCCCUGGCUGCCCAGGAGGGUCACCUGGAGGCGGCACAGGUCCUGCUGAGGAAAGGAGCAGACGUGACGUGUCAGGCGCAGGACGGGGCCUCCAUCUUGUACGAGGCGUGUGCGAGCGGAGACGCCGCCAUCGUCGAGCUGCUGCUGGAAUACGGCGCCGACCCCAACGUGGCUAAACAGAGCUGGCACCUGCCGAUCCACCGGGCCGCUCACAGGGGACACCUGCAAGUUCUGAAGAUACUCAUCCCAGUAACGUCUAUGGAUGACAUCAGCAACAGCGGAAUGAGUCCACUACACAGUGCAGCAGCUGGAGAACACACACACUGCAUCAAGCUGCUGCUGGACGAGGGCUUCGACCCAAACUACAUGCUGCAUCCCUGCGUGCGUCGAGGCUACGACGACGAGAGGAAGUCGGCGCUCUUCUUCGCCGUGUCCAACAACGACCUUGCGUCUGUCCGCCUGCUGCUGGAGGCCGGAGCUUUGACCAACCAGGACCCCGUCAAAUGUCUGCAGGUGGCUCUGCGCUCGGGCAACUACGAGUUGAUGAAAGUUCUGCUGCGGUACGGCGCCAACGUCAACUUCUACUCCAGGAUCAACACCACGCACUUCCCCUCGGCCCUGCAGUACGCCCUCGACGACCAGGUGGUUCUCAGGAUGCUGUGUAGCUAUGGUUACCACGUCCAGCGCUGCUUUGACUGUCCCUAUGGCGACGGAUGCCACGUUCCGGAGGAGUACGAGGGCUGGAGUGACACAGUCAUCAAAGACACGAUGUUCUGCGAGGUGAUCACCGUGUCGUGGCUCAAGCAUCUUUCAGGCCACGUGGUCCGGGUCUUGCUGGACUAUGUGGAUCAUGUGACCUUGUGCUGCAAGCUGAAGGCGGUGCUCAUGGAGCAGCAGCAAUGGAGCGACAUUUGCAGGCUGCAAGAGAACGCUCGCUGCCUGCAGCAUCUGUGUCGUCUGAGGAUUCGCCGCUGCCUCGGUCGCCCUCGUCUGCGGUCGCCGGUCUUCAUGAGCUUCCUGCCGUUGCCAGGGCGACUGAAGGACUACGUUCUUUACCGGGAGUACGACCUUCACGGGUGACAGGAGGUGCUGUCCACAAAAUUUGAUUUUGCCACACAGUAA